AUGACAACAGGAGCUCUGCGCCUCUGGCUCGUCCUCGCUGUCCAGCUGAGAUGCGUCACGCUGCUGGCCAUCCCGCUGGACAGAGGGACCUCAGGGCGGCAGGACGGGUUGGAUGCGACGAGCACGGCGAGUGAGAAGCUGGACGCGUUGUUCCAUCUGAAGGAUUUACCUCGGGGUCCAGCGGUGGCUCCGCACAAGAAGGCUCCUCAGUUUAUGUUGGAUCUGUUUAACGCGGUGACAGUCUCUGAUGGACGCCCGAAGAGCCAGAAGGAGAUUUUGGAGGGAAACAUAGUGCGGAGUUUCGAGGAUAAAGGUCAUGCUGGAGAGAGGUUUCACUUCUUCAACCUGUCGUCUUUCGGCAGAGAGGAGAGAAUGAUAAAGGCGGAGUUCCGCUGGUUCAGAAAGAAACAGAAGUUUUACCUCGGAAAAUCAUUUGGGCCUCAUUUCUAUAAGGUGGAUCUGUAUGAGGUGCUGGACAGCCGAGUGAAGCCAUGGAGAGGAAACCUCAUCACCUCCAGACUGGUGCCCCUCUACACACAGGGAUGGGAAGUCUUCAAUGUCACUCAAACGGUGUCCAAGUGGAUCCGCAACAGCCAGGAGAAUAAUGGCAUCCUUGUGGUGACCACACUUCCCUCUGGUAACUGGAUGGAGUCACUGGUGUCCUCGUCCAAGCAGAAUGGAGAGCUGACAAAUACAAACUCCUACUUGGUCAUAUUCUCAGACGACGGGAGGACAGGAGCAUCAAACCAGUCGUACCUAGGACAAGCCCAGCCUGCAGCAGCAGCCGCCGAGCUCCACGACCAUCACAGCAGGAGACGACGUGCAUCUCCAGGUUUCCUGCCCCACAGCCGCUCCCAGUCCUGCCAGCGGGUUCCCCUCUUUGUCGACUUUGAGGAGAUCGGCUGGUCCGGCUGGAUCAUCUCUCCCCGGGGAUACAACGCCUACCACUGCAAAGGCUCCUGCCCGUUCCCACUGGGGGGAAGUCUCAGGGCGACCAACCAUGCCACAGUGCGCUCCAUCAUGCACGCGCUCAAGCUCUCUGGUGAUGAAGUGGGAGCACCCUGCUGUGUUCCAGACAGACUCCAAUCCAUCAGCUUGUUAUAUUUUGAUGAUGAGGAGAAUGUGGUGUUGAAGCAGUAUGACGACAUGGUGGCGUUGAGCUGUGGCUGUCACUGACUGGGUAUGCAUCUCCUGUGUUCUU
Molecule: messenger RNA, 1201 nt
Organism: Epinephelus moara (kelp grouper)
Lineage: Eukaryota; Metazoa; Chordata; Actinopteri; Perciformes; Serranidae
Product: bone morphogenetic protein 2-like
Exons: 5
Coding region: 1-1176 (391 amino acids)
Biological process (GO): SMAD protein signal transduction
Cellular component (GO): extracellular region
Molecular function (GO): growth factor activity; cytokine activity
Source: RefSeq, a predicted model, not a curated record